Pecten maximus is the source of this 11756-nucleotide messenger RNA. RefSeq names its product cytosolic carboxypeptidase 1-like. Gene Ontology annotation, molecular function: metallocarboxypeptidase activity; zinc ion binding. The record is from RefSeq and is a predicted model, not a curated record. Lineage: Eukaryota; Metazoa; Mollusca; Bivalvia; Pectinida; Pectinidae. Gene Ontology annotation, biological process: C-terminal protein deglutamylation; protein side chain deglutamylation; proteolysis.
CAAACAACAUGUCGGACAACCAUGGUCAGCGUCAGCUUGCAACAACAACAAUAGCUGUCGGUUGAUCGAAUUAUUGCGAAUUAGACUUCCUUUCAAGUUUAAAGAGUUUCAAGGUGUCGUGUAUAUUCAAGGAUACUUCGGAUUCCGUUUCAAUAUGUAAGAACUAUGGGAACGGAUCACUCUUGUCGAGUAUCGAAAAACUGGGUUUGACAAGUGUCAGAAGAGGAGAAAUAUUCUCAAAACCAGUCCAAGAUUUGAAGAAAAACUAAAGGCCAGACUGGGAUUGAUCUAUGCUGUUGGAUUAAGACAUCAGGGUUACUAUCAUCACAAUGGACCGAAGUGUUGCGUCACGCUUACAGGGCUUGUUUCAGCAGUUGGAUAAGAUAGGGGGAAAGUCAACUAAGAGCCAGCCAUGUGGGGAGGACCUGCAGCAGUUACGAUACGUCACAUCCAAAAUAUUCCAGAUUCUCAACACACAAGAGAAAAUCCACCGGGAUAGUGUGUUAAAGAACAGUGGAUACAUUGACCUACUUCUGUCUACACUUAAGAAUUCCAGUGAUCGAACCAUUGUCCUGAAUGUGUUGCAUUGUCUUAGUGAACUAAUUGGGAAAACACAGGUUGGCAAGAGGACUAGUGUCCUUGUGAACGCUAACACGACAAAUGUCCUCCUGGCGGCCAUCGUAAGAGAGUCGGAGGAACAAGCUACAUGUGAUGACUUAUUGCUCUGUUCCCAUCAGGUUCUGGCCAAGCUGGCUCAGAAAGAUCGUAAGAUUGCCCUGAAAGCCAGACUGAAUCGUGCCUUACCUGUUACCCUAAGUUUGAUAAAAAACAAUUCGUGUAAUUUCAAGUAUCUCCAGACCUAUCUACAGGUGUUUAAAUACUACACCAACAAUAGUGUAAAUGCGUCGUACCUCGGGAAACACAAUGCAAUUCCGCCAAUGUUCCGCGUCAUUCAACAAUGUGGACGAAAACACAUUACCAUGCUUAAACUUGCUCUGGAUAUCCUCAAUAACCUCACAAAAUCACGAAACAAUGCGGCCCGAACAAUAGGCGGAGAACAUGUGCCACACCUCCUUGCCCUUUACCAUGAAUGGCAUCAAAUGGAUACUAAACAUCGCCACGUGUCGGUCCGCAAGGGGAUACUCAAUAUCAUCAAAAAUAUAACGAAUCUAAAGUCCGGGAGGAAGGUGCUAGCUGAUGCUAAUGGCAUUCAGAUCCUGUACGACAGCUCACAGGAAGUCAUCGACUGUAGGGAGAUGGAAAGUCUUAUCCUAUUGGCUAGUGUCAUUAUGAGGAAAUGUUGUCCACGUAACAAACUCCCUCUCAACAACUUACAGUGUCCCACAGCGUAUGAGCUCCCAGAGAGUGAUCUUUAUCCCGAGUCCAGCAGACAAGAUUCCACCUCCAGUGUGUUUGGUUCUGGAGAGUCACAGGACAGUGAUAACAGCUCUCUGGAAGACGAUGAUGACAUUGACAGUGAUGAUGAACGCUUCAAGACAGAUCCUCCAGAGGAGGUCGAAGAGGAUCAAGGAGGGGCCCCCAUACCCUUCAAACGAACUGCCGAGGAUCUUAGGAUGUAUGAUACCUUCUUUCCCGAGCUGUUCGAAAUUGAGGUAGAUGAUGAAGAAGAUGAAAUGCCGCCUCCGAAUUCGAUCUACAUUCCAACAGGGACGUACGAGUCGUACAAUCGAGUGCCUGGUAUGGGUGAACGUGAACUUUCAUGUCCGGCUGGAAUGUUCCGUAUGUCCAGUACUAUGAGUUAUACAAGCUCAAAGAGCAGUGGAUAUAGUUCAUUACACUGUGAGGAGUAUCCAGAUAAUUAUCCAAUGGAGAGAUGCGACUCGGCCACUGCUAUCAACCUUAAAACUGGAACAAGUGUUUUUUCUCUCGAUUUGCCUCAGCCACUUCAGUCAAGCAAAAGUGCCUUGAAAAAACCAUCAAUGGUGCUUAAAUCCAACACAACUUUGUCCAGCAAUAAAAAAUCAAAAGGUUCUAAAAAAUCUCAAAAAGACAAAAAAUCAACUAAAAAAGCCAGUUCUUCUAGCCUUGCUAGUUCCAUGGCAUCAUCCACUAUCCGCGAGACUGCAGAAUUGGAAUCAGAGUUUGUGAAUUCACUGUGUAUAUCACCGGCCCCUGUUCGGGAGACACUAGACAAUAUUGACCGUGUGUUGAUGAGUUCCAGUAGUGAGGAGGAAGACUUGGACGGGUGUCUUCAUGACACGGUUGUUUUCCAGGAGAUGUCCCGGGAGACAAAGAGUGUUUACAGAUUUGAGAAAUUAGCCUAUCCCGAUCUUAUAGGGGCCAAAGGUCUACUGACCAAUGAGGCCCUGUAUCACCGCAAGUUUGGAGUCCAAAGAGCCAAGGUGUUCGAGGAUAUCGACCGAAUGAUCCACCCAGAGAAUGUCAUAGAUAGAGAGGUGUACGACUUGGAUGCUGUAGUCAAGAGAACAGGGUCAGCCUAUACGAUUCCCAACCACAACCUAGUCAACAGGGACCCUAUGAGAAUAGGGAGUCAACUGGACGUAACAGGAGCCAAUUCUCUACGAUUUAAUUCUCAGUUUGAGAGUGGAAAUCUGCGCAAGGCUAUUUGGGUGAGAGACUGCGAGUAUGACCUGAUCCUUAACCCUGACGUGAACACCAAUCAUCACCACCAGUGGUUCUACUUCGAGGUCAGCAAUAUGGUCGCCGACAUUCCUUAUAGGUUUAAUAUCAUCAACUGUGAGAAACUCAACAGCCAGUUCAACUUCGGUAUGAAACCUGUAAUGUUCUCUGUGUCUGAAGCCCUGGACGGCAAACCCUACUGGUCACGAGUCGGAACAGACAUCUGUUACUAUAGAAACCACUUCACACGCAGUGCCCAGGCAACUGGCGGUGUCAAAGGAAAAACAUACUACACAACGACAUUCACAGUCAAAUUCAAACACAACAAAGAUGUGUGUUACCUUGCCUACCACUACCCUUAUACCUACACAACCUUACAGACUCACCUGAAUGUUUGGGAGAGGAUAGUUGAUAAUAGGACCAUCUUCUUCAGGAAGCAGGACUUGUGUCAGACAAUGACUGGUAACAAUGUACCAGUACUAACAAUUACAGCCCAGCCUAAAACCUACAGCCGAGACCACGUGGAAGAACUUAAAUCAAGACCUUAUAUCUUCAUAUCAGGAAGAGUUCAUCCAGGAGAAAGUAACUCCAGUUGGGUUAUGAAAGGUACAAUCGACUAUCUGUUGAGUAAGAAGCCGUCUGCUCAGCUCCUCAGAGAAACAUAUAUCAUCAAAGUGGUGCCCAUGUUAAACCCUGAUGGUGUUAUCAAUGGGAAUCACCGAUGUUCUGUAGCUGCGGAGGACCUGAACCGGCGCUGGGAUAACCCCUGUCCUCGACUACAUCCAACCAUCUACCACACCAAAGGCAUGCUCCAGUACAUGCAGAUGAUCAGCAAAAUUCCAUUGGUUUACUGUGACUACCAUGGACAUUCUCGGCGGAAGAACAUCUUUUUGUACGGUUGUAGUCCCAGCAUGUCAUGGAUCCCGAAUGACACACAAAACCCGGCCGUGACGGGCAAUAGAGGAGAGGACAACAGCUUCAAGACAUUACCCAGGAUCCUACACUUGACCUCGCCAGUGUUCUCCUGGCAGAACUGCAGCUUUGUGGUGGAGAAAGCCAAGGAGACAACGGCUAGGAUGGUGGUCUGGCGACAAAUUGGAGUUAUCAGAUCAUAUACCAUGGAGAGUUCCUACUGUGGUAUUGAUAAGGACGGAAAGUACAAGGAUCAGCAUAUCUCCACCACCAUGCUGGAGGACAUGGGGCAGAAGUUCUGUGAGGCUCUGUUGAGGAUUCGCUCCAAAUAUGGAAGUUACGAUGUAGUGGCAUCGCUUCCCACAUCCAGCUCCUCACAGCUCGACUUGGAGGCGGGUGCCGGAGCCCGAGCUAGAGGGGAGGACCUUGGUGACAAUAUGAUAGACGAUGACAAUUUCGGAGGCGGAGAUGGUGAAGAUAUUGAUGACAUGAACGAGGAGUCAUCACUGGAAGAUGACAUCUCACAAGAUGAUGAUGAUAAUGUGUACGACGAAGACCCUAGUUGAGAUGAUAAUGUGUACGACAAAGACCCUAGUUGAGAUGAACUAUUUAGAAACUGAUAUGUAGGACAGGACAUUAUUUCAGAUAAACCAGAGCGGCCAUUUGUAAUUCAAGUUGUCAGUACUGUUUCAUUGUAUUUAGCCUUAAUUCUCGUAUUACUGCCCUCAUUAACAAGUUAUUUUAAUGGGGGUAUGAUAGUCAAUUAUUUUAAUUGGAUAUGAUGAUUGGAUAAUCAUUUUAAUGGGUAUGGUACUUGAAUAGAUAUUUUAAUGGUAUAUGGUUCUCUGACAAAGAUUUAUUUUAAUGGGGUAUUACAUUAUCUGUGUAUAUAUUUUCUUUGAAAAAAGAAAACAAUCACUACAGCAAUACACAAUGAAAAAAACAAUUACUUAUUAAUGAGGUUAAUUAAUAAACUUUUACCUAUCUGUAAAGUCUCCACAUUUCAACUGGAGCCUUCUGUUUAUAAGUGAAUUCCCCAAUCUUCAGUAAAAAAUUUCAACAAAUUAUCUAGAAGAUAAGAUAUAUUAUCUUCCCUCAUGUAACUCAUUUUAUCUUUUAAAUAGUUUGAUUACAGUACACCAAACUGAUUUCCAGUUUAUAAAGAUAGUCCAAACUGGAAAUCUCCAGUUAAUAAAGAUUGCACAAUCUCUAGUUUAUAAAGACACCAACUCGAGAUUUCCAGUUUUCUAGUUUUGACCCCUAGAAGAGUAUGCUUUUAAACUGACAAAUAUUGGUGUGUGUAUAGGGCAAUAUCAAUCAGUUUUGUGAAGGUAUAAUUUUUAUGAAAUAUAUGAAAUGAUGUACACCCGUAAUCAAAUUUAUAAAAUCAAGGAUAGAGAGAGUUAAAGCUGCAGGGACAUAUUUCAGGUCUCUGUUUAAAUAUUACCUAAUUGUGGGAAAUAUUACCUAAUUGUGGGAGAUAUUACACAUAUCAUAUUGUUAUAGUCCAAUGUGUACAGGGCAUUUUAUUGAAUGGUUUACAAAUCAGACAUAACCAGAUAUCAAAAUGCAUUUAAAUCAUUUUUAUUGAUCUCUUGAUUUAUAUUAUUUUAAUUCAUCAUCAUUUCCUCCAUUACUUCUGUUAAUAUGUGUACCAAUGUUUUAUUUAGUCUUACAUAAAGACAUUUUUUAAUUUUACAUUUGUUCAGCCAUUUAUACGUAUUUUCAACUAAAGGUGGUUAACCAGAGCAAUUGUUGACAUUUCAAUUUUCAUUUAAAUUGUAAUUAUACUCACAUUGAUUGUUUUGUUGUCCAGUCAUUGUGUGAACUUCUGGAGAAUUCUGAGAGUUAAGAUUGUCUUUUGAACAGAAGCAUUGGAAAUAGAACUUCUCAUCAAAUCAAACAUAUUUUCACUUUUCUUUUCAUAUAUAUUGCCCUUAUUAAGUUUUACUGGAAUAGAUACAAAGGGAGGUAAAUCCUGUGAACAAAAAGUCAGCCUUUAUAUAUAUUGUUGAUAAUUCCUCUGGAUUUCCUCUCCAAAUACAGUGUGUUGUGUCUGUUCAAGGGUGCAUGAAUCGGUCUAGUAAAGGACAGAUUGUGUGACUGUCUUCAGAUGAGAUGGCCAGGGUUCAAUUCCCGGUGCUAGCUUACAGUAUUCAGAGAUAUUUAAUUCAAGCUCACAAAGGGUUCCAAUUGAUUUAUCGAGGGUAUAUAGCCUUUCACAUAUAGAAAUCAAAACUAAAGGGUCAUGUAACAAUAGUAUACCAUAAGUAUAAUAUCGUAGCCAAGCCCCCUCCUCCAAGAAACGUUGUUACAUGCUAUGCUCACACCUAUAGGUUAAAGGAAUGUCAGACACCUGUGUGUAAUUAGAGAUGGCUGAUUACUGUUCAUACCUAAUAGAAUAAUCUAAUUAGCCAGCAAUAAGCCCAUGCCUUGUAAUAAGCCAGCAAUAAGCUCACUCAAGUCCAUCACAUUUCUGUAAGAAUACUAAACAAUUGUUGUCCUGAGUCGCCCUUAGUCAAAGUUUGUAGUGUCCCCUGGGCUUAUUACAGGAUGAAUAUGAUAAAUAAAUAAUGAACUAUAAGUUAGUCUGGAAGUGAAGAACUAUAGUCAUUGUAUUAAAACAAUGACAUGCAUUGGUCUAAUGAUAUUUUCUAAUCAAAAUGAAAUAGCCGAGACGUAGUGUUACGAUUUUGCGAUAUUUGGAUCUUUAGGAUUAUUAUAGUGGAUUCGUUAACUGCUACGUUACGAAUCCACACACUCACCAUACAGUAGAAAAUAUAAUACCACUAAAAUUACGCAGUAUACAGUGUAAACAAGAGAGCUAUAAUUGAAAGGAUUUUCAAUACCAGCUCGUUUCUGUGUAAAUACAUGUAUCUUUGUUCCUAUAUAUAAAUAAUUAUUUAUGAAAAAAGUUUAAAUUUGCCUUAGUAAUUCCAAAAUUUUCCCUUUGGGCAGUAUUAUGAUACUGUAUUUAUCCUCAAAUAAGCCCCCUUCUUCAUUUUUGCAGAAUCAUCUGCAAAAAUAGCAGAAUUUCAGCUUGAAAUAUUAAGCUGUAAUUUGUUUACAAGUAAGCCCUCCCCAAACUUAUAAUGAACUUUUACACUAGGAGAGGGGGCUUAUUUAAGGAUAAAUACGGUACCAUAAGUCCUCCAAACAUCCAUGGUAAUGGUUUCAUAGCUGUAAGCUGUAUGUAUGUGUGUAUAUCAUGAUAAUUCGGAGAUAACACAUGUAUGUAAGAAACCUACAGAAGUAUCAUCCGUCCAUUCUUCUAACAUAUUUUUCAUUUUUCCAUAAGAGGAUUUUUCAAAGAUGUUCUACUUGUGUUCUAUCUAUGUGCCACCAAUUUGCUAUUUCAUAUUUAAAGACGGCCUAUAUUUGUACAAAUGUUUGUUUAUUGGUGCUUGCUGAUUGUUUUUUGUAUUCAAUGCCAGUCCCCCUGUAUUGUGAUACUAUUAUGGGAUACAUCAGAUUAUUUACCCAGUAUGUAUACUACCGUGUACUUCUGUCGUUGCCUAUAUUUUUCCAUUGUGUGGCCUUACAGGUCUAAAAACACUUUCUGACAGAAUGGCAUUUCUGAUAUUUGUGAUUGUUUCACAUCUGAAUAUAUGAAUUAUUGAAAAUAUGUACAAAGUACAAAAAUGAUUGUGAAAAAUUUAAGCUUAUGAAAGAAUUCAUUAUAAUUUACAAAAUUAGUCUAAAAAAAGACUUUUUUGGGCAAAAUGACAUUUAUAUUCAUGAUUUGUUUGAAUGAUCGAAAAGCUUUUGUAAAAUAUAAGUGUGAAAAAGUCUAUGGAAAUAUUGAUUUAUUUUUCUGUGAGUGACAUAGGCUUUUUUUAUUUGUUUACCUUUUUUGAAAUAGGAUAAAAAAAAAAUGGGCCUAAAACAUAAAAAGUGUUUUUCUGGAUUUUAUUUGAAAACAUGUAUUUCUUACUGAGAUGAUUCUGUGUAUAUGUGUGAUGAUUUCAUUGUUGAAUGCAAAAAAUGCAUAAAAAUAAAAAUAAUUUUGGAACUAUGCAUUUAAAUGUCAGCCAGACACUUCAGAAUUUAGUAUUAAAAACAUGUGUUUAUGAUACUGUUUAUGAUACUGUUUGUCUCCAUGCUGCUGAUUAUGUUGAGGGAUUUAUCUGGGACUGAAAUUUAUACCUAGUUAUUUUUUUCAGUUUCACAUUAUGUUUAAACCACCUGGGGCCUAUCUUUUAAUUUGUGAUUUUCUUUGUAUAUAUUUGGUGAUGUUAUAAUGAUUAUAUAUAUGUUAGAUACCCAUUUUAAUUGAAUUUGAUGACUGUUAUAAGAUUAUACUGUAUUUGCAACAAUAAGCUCUCCUCCUCAUGGAAGUGUCCCUUUUAAUGUAAUUUUCUGGUUUUAAAAUAAGUCUUGAAAAAUCAAAAUUUUUCCAUCUAUCUUCUUUUCUGCUUUUACAAACCAUUUCUUUGAUUCAAUCUUUUGCAAUCUGCUGGCAGUUUGAACAUCAGUGUCCAAGUUUCCUCUGGCCCAAGCAUGAAAUGUUGGAAUUUUGAACAGGCAUAUACGACAUAUCUCUGUCAAAAUGUCUGUCUAGGAUUUUUUAACUGAUGUUUUUAUUCUUUUAUUUAUUCACAGAAUUCGUUAUUGUAGCCUCACUGCAACCCAUCCUCAAAAAGAUGAACAUUAAAAACUGCCUCUUACAACAAUUUCAGUAAGCUAACUAAUGGCUUAAUGUCUUAAGAGCCAAGGGUACUUAUUAUGGUAAGUCCAGAAGUUGGAUGUAUAGGUAUUGUAACUGAUUCUAGGUAUUCUGUGGCGUGACUUGAGUCAGGAAUAUGAUAUAUAAACAACUGUAUCAGUAGUAUUUAGAUGGUACUUUGAUGUAGGUAUACUGCUCUGGGCUUGGUUUGGGAAAUAUAGAAUUAAACUAGUAAUACAUUUCAAUAUUUAGAAGGCCAGUUUUUAAAUACACCAGAUUUAAUCAAAAACAUGAUACACUUGGAACUGUUUGUUUGGUUUGUAAGAUAAGAUUACAGAAUACUACAAGUAAAGGACUUAUAGUAACAGUUAUCUUCCCAGAAUGGAAAGAAUUCUGGGUUAGAGAAAGGCUUCAGGGUUAGAGAGAGUUCUGGGUUAGAGAGAGGCUUUAGGGUUAGAAAGAGGCUUCAGCUGUUUUUCAGCAAAACAUUGAUGGAAAUGCAGAACACAAAUCACUUCGUACAAUUGACCAAUCAAAAAGCAUGAUACAAAAAUACAAAGGUUACAUUGUUAGUUUACUCUAAAUAAUUCUGGAUGAAUGAUGUCUUUGAGGAAUAUGUAAGUAAUAGAAUAUUAUAUUUUCCCUUGGUAAUAACAAAUAUAUUUCAAUUAGGUAGAUAAUAUUUUGGUAUCUACAACUGACCUGGUGCUCUCAUGAAGGAAACAUAUGAGACACAUUCUGAAAAUAAUUCUUAUCACUAAAGACAGAAGAAAUAUUCUCUCAUUAUCAACAGGGGAUGGAGGUCAAUAAGAGUUAUAGAUUAUUUGUACCACAUGGUGUUUAAAUGUUUAAUGGAAGGAUAUAUGUUACUAUCAAACCAACCACUAGUGACUCCAGUCAAAUUUCAAUGGCUGCCACACGUUUGUCUGGUGAUGCUAAACAACCACACAUGUUGUUUGGUGAUACAUAACAACCACACGUAUUGUCUGGUGAUGCUAAACAACCACACGUGUUGUCUGGUGAUACAUAACAACCACACAUGUUGUCUGGUGAUACAUAACAACCACACGUGUUGUCUGGUGACGCUAAACAACCACACGUGUUGUCUGGUGAUACAUAACAACCACACGUGUUGUCUGGUGAUACAUAACAACCACACGUGUUGUCUGGUGAUACAUUACAACCACACAUGUUGUCUGGUGAUACAUAACAACCACACGUGUUGUCUGGUGACGCUAAACAACCACACGUGUUGUCUGGUGAUACAUAACAACCACACGUGUUGUCUGGUGAUACAUAACAACCACACGUGUUGUCUGGUGAUACAUUACAACCACACAUGUUGUCUGGUGAUACAUAACAACCACACGUGUUGUCUGCUGAUACAUAACAACCACAAGUGUUGUCUGGUGAUACAUUACAACCACACGUGUUGUCUGCUGAUACAUAACAACCACACGUGUUGUCUGCUGAUACAUAACAACCACACGUGUUGUCUGCUGAUACAUAACAACCACACGUGUUGUCUGCUGAUACAUAACAACCACACGUGUUGUCUGCUGAUACAUAACAACCACACGUGUUGUCUGGUGAUACAUAACAACCACACGUGUUGUCUGCUGAUACAUAACAACCACACGUGUUGUCUGGUGAUACAUAACAACCACACGUGUUGUCUGGUGAUACAUUACAACCACACAUGUUGUCUGGUGAUACAUAACAACCACACGUGUUGUCUGGUGAUACAUAACAACCACACGUGUUGUCUGGUGAUACAUAACAACCACACGUGUUGUCUGGUGAUACAUAACAACCACAAGUGUUGUCUGGUGAUACAUUACAACCACACGUGUUGUCUGGUGAUACAUUACAACCACACGUGUUGUCUGGUGAUACAUAACAACCACACGUGUUGUCUGGUGAUACAUAACAACCACACGUGUUGUCUGGUGAUACAUAACAACCACAAGUGUUGUCUGGUGAUACAUAACAACCACACGUGUUGUCUGGUGAUACAUUACAACCACACGUGUUGUCUGCUGAUACAUAACAACCACACGUGUUGUCUGCUGAUACAUAACAACCACACGUGUUGUCUGCUGAUACAUAACAACCACACGUGUUGUCUGGUGAUACAUAACAACCACAAGUGUUGUCUGGUGAUACAUAACAACCACACGUGUUGUCUGGUGAUACAUAACAACCACAAGUGUUGUCUGGUGAUACAUUACAACCACAAGUGUUGUCUGGUGAUACAUAACAACCACACGUGGUGAUUGGUGAUACAUAACAACCACACGUGUUGUCUGGUGAUACAUAACAACCACAUGUGUUGUCUCGUGAUACAUUACAACCACACGUGUUGUCUCGUGAUACAUUACAACCACACAUGUUGUCUGGUGAUACAUAACAACCACACGUGUUGUCUGGUGAUACAUUACAACCACAUGUGUUGUCUGGUGAUACAUUACAACCACACAUGUUGUCUGGUGAUACAUAACAACCACACAUGUUGUCUGGUGAUACAUAACAACCACACAUGUUGUCUGGUGAUACAUUACAACCACACGUGGUGAUUGGUGAUACAUUACAACCACACGUGGUGAUUGGUGAUACAUAACAACCACACGUGUUGUCUGGUGAUACAUAACAACCACACGUGUUGUCUGGUGAUACAUUACAACCACACGUGUUGUCUGGUGAUACAUUACAACCACACAUGUUGUCUGGUGAUACAUAACAACCACAAGUGUUGUCUGGUGAUACAUAACAACCACAAGUGUUGUCUGGUGAUACAUUACAACCACACGUGUUGUCUGGUGAUACAUAACAACCACACGUGUUGUUUGGUGAUACAUAACAACCACACGUGUUGUCUGGUGAUACAUAACAACCACACGUGUUGUCUGGUGAUACAUAACAACCACAAGUGUUGUCUGGUGAUACAUAACAACCACACGUGUUGUCUGGUGAUACAUAACAACCACAAGUGUUGUCUGGUGAUACAUUACAACCACACGUGUUGUCUGGUGAUACAUAACAACCACACGUGUUGUCUGGUGAUACAUUACAACCACAAGUGUUGUCUGGUGAUACAUUACAACCACAAGUGUUGUCUGGUGAUACAUUACAACCACACGUGUUGUCUGGUGAUACAUAACAACCACACGUGUUGUUUGGUGAUACAUUACAACCACACGUGUUGUCUGGUGAUACAAAACAACCACACGUGUUGUCUGGUGAUACAUAACAACCACACGUGUUGUCUGCUGAUACAUAACAACCACACGUGUUGUCUGCUGAUACAUAACAACCACACGUGUUGUCUGGUGAUACAUUACAACCACACGUGUUGUCUGGUGAUACAUAACAACCACAUGUGUUGUUUGGUGAUACAUAACAACCACACGUGUUGUCUGGUGAUACAUUACAACCACACGUGUUGUUUGGUGAUACAUAACAACCACACGUGUUGUCUGGUGAUACAUAACAACCACACGUGUUGUCUGGUGAUACAUAACAACCACACGUGUUGUCUGCUGAUACAUAACAACCACACGUGUUGUCUGGUGAUACA